AUGCUUCUGCCACGACCUUUGGUGCGCACACACGCGACAGCAGUAGCGUAUGUAGCCAGGAAACCUUUUCUUACCUGUCGAGCUUUCCAUGCAUCUGCUGCCCUACGUGCCAUCGAUAUGUCCAAGGUCGACACCACUGAGCGGCUUGCGGAGCUCCGCAAGCUCAUGAAGGAGCGCAAUGUCGAUAUCUACAUGGUACCGUCCGAAGACAGCCACCAGAGCGAGUACAUUGCCCCUUGCGACGCCCGCCGAGCAUAUAUUAGCGGCUUCACUGGCUCAGCUGGCUACGCAGUCAUUACACAUGACAAGGCCGCCUUAUCUACCGACGGACGCUACUUCAACCAGGCUGAGAAGCAACUGGACGGCAACUGGGAGCUGCUGAAACAGGGUAUUCAAGAUGUUCCAACUAUCCAAGAGUGGACGGUGGAACGAGUGGAGGGAGGCAAGGUCGUUGCCGUAGAUCCUAGUGUAGUCACGGCAGUCGACGCUAGGAAGCUGGCCGACAAGAUCAAAAAGAGGGGCGGUGAAUACAAAGCGGUCGAUGAGAACCUUGUGGACGCAGUAUGGAAAGACAGACCAAGCCGUCCAAGCGAGAAAGUCAUUGUGCAGCCCAUGGAUUUCUCUGGCAAGAGCUUUGAGGACAAGAUCUCAGACCUGCGGAAAGAGCUUGAGAAGAGGAAGAGCCUAGGCUUUGUUGUCUCUAUGCUGGAUGAGAUCGCCUGGCUGUUCAACAUACGUGGAAGCGAUAUCCCAUACAACCCCGUCCUCUUUUCCUAUGCUGUCAUCACACCAACCGCUGCCACGCUCUACGUCGACGCAAGCAAGCUGCCACAAGACGUUAAGAACCACCUUGGCGAUAAAGUUGAGAUACGCCCCUACGAGGCCAUUUUCGAAGAUGUUGCGGCCCUGAGCAAGGCAUCGCUCGAAGCUAAGGACGAGUCCGAGACGAAGAAGAAGUUCCUCACUUCCAACCGAGCAUCAUGGGCACUGAACAAGGCUCUUGGUGGCGAGGACAAGGUCGAGGAGGUGCGCAGUCCGGUUGGCGACGCAAAAGCAGUGAAGAAUGAGGUCGAGCUGGAAGGCAUGCGCCAAUGUCAUAUUCGGGAUGGUGCCGCGCUCAGCGAGUACUUCGCAUGGUUGGAGGAUCAGCUGGUCAACAAGAAGGCUACGCUCGACGAAGUAGAUGGCGCCGACAAGUUGGAGAGCAUACGCUCCAAGCAUAACGGCUUCAUGGGUCUUUCCUUCGACACCAUCUCUUCAACCGGAGCUAAUGCGGCUGUCAUUCACUACAAGCCGGAGAAGGGCGAGUGCGCAGUCAUCGACCCCAAAGCCAUCUAUCUUUGCGACUCUGGCGCGCAGUAUCAAGAUGGCACCACAGAUACGACAAGAACACUACACUUCGGCGAGCCUACUGAGAUGGAGCGUAAGGCUUACACGCUUGUGCUCAAGGGUAACAUCGCUCUUGAGCGCAUCAAGUUUCCAAAGGGCACAACAGGCUUCGCUAUCGACGCACUUGCCCGCCAAUUUCUCUGGGCUGAAGGGCUUGACUACCGACACGGAACUGGACACGGUGUUGGCUCUUUCCUGAACGUCCACGAGGGUCCUAUCGGUAUCGGCACAAGGGUACAAUACUCUGAAGUUGCACUGGCUGUCGGUAAUGUUAUCUCAGACGAGCCAGGGUACUAUGAGGACGGCAAGUUUGGCAUCCGCAUCGAGAACAUGAUCAUGGUCAAGGAGAUCGAGACGAAGCAUCAAUUCGGUGACAAGCCAUAUCUUGGAUUCGAGCAUGUCACAAUGACGCCUCACUGCAGGAAUCUUGUCGACAUGAGCCUGCUCACAGAAGAUGAGAAGAAGUUCAUCAACGACUAUCACAAGGAGGUCUAUGAGAAGACAAGCGAGUACUUCAAGAACGAUCCUCUCACCCUCAAGUGGUUGAAGCGCGAAACAGCGCCCUACUAGACACAUCGUGUCGAUAUGUAUUUAUGGAGAGGGUUGACGCAUUCGGCAGCUUGUCAUCGGCAUGUUGCGGCUCAUCAAUUUCUGCAAUUGCAUGGCAUCGGUGUUCAGCAUUUGUGGACAGUACUGCGGCGUUGGUUUAGUCCGC
Molecule: messenger RNA, 2104 nt
Organism: Macroventuria anomochaeta
Lineage: Eukaryota; Fungi; Ascomycota; Dothideomycetes; Pleosporales; Didymellaceae
Product: putative Xaa-Pro aminopeptidase P
Exons: 4
Coding region: 1-1959 (652 amino acids)
Molecular function (GO): metalloaminopeptidase activity
Source: RefSeq, a predicted model, not a curated record